AUUUAGAAUUCUCGAUUUCCUUAAUGUUUAACAAAAAUACCUUAAUAGACUCUGAAACGCGAAUCCUUUUCUUGGCAGACCCGCAGAUUGAAGGCGAUGCGAAAAUAGAACGAGAAGGAAUAAGAGGCGAAAUCGAUCUUUUAGGCAAUGAUAUUUAUAUUAGACAUGUCUACACAUCAUUCGUGUCUCCGUAUUCCCUAUUUACACAUAAACCUACUCAUACUAUUAUACUUGGUGAUCUGUUCUCAAGUCAAUGGACAAAUGAUAAAGAAUUUAAGAAAAGAGUGGAAAGAUAUAAAUGGAUAUUUGGUGAUCCUAGAGGUGAAUAUACUCAUGAAUUAAUAAAUUUAACUGGAAAUCAUGACAUAGGAUAUGGUUCGGAUAUGUCGCGUUAUAGGGUGGAUAGAUGGGAACGUGAAUUUGGUAAAACUAAUUUUGGUGGCUGGAUACCAUCAAGUUCUUCAUCGACUUCAGAAGACUCA
Dentiscutata heterogama is the source of this 482-nucleotide messenger RNA. The record is from the annotation of a GenBank genome assembly. NCBI's taxonomy places the organism in Eukaryota, Fungi, Glomeromycota, Glomeromycetes, Diversisporales, Gigasporaceae.